Dentiscutata erythropus is the source of this 470-nucleotide messenger RNA. The record is from the annotation of a GenBank genome assembly. Lineage: Eukaryota; Fungi; Glomeromycota; Glomeromycetes; Diversisporales; Gigasporaceae.
AAUGGAUAUGGUUUUAAAUCACCACCUAUGGGAUGGAAUCCAUAUAAUUUCUUUACUUUCGCAUACAAUGAAACAAUAAUUAAGCAACAAGCGGAUAUAAUAGCUACUAUAGGCUAUUUGGAUGUUGGAUUUAGAUAUAUAAAUCUUGAUCUUGCAGAAUAUAUACAUAGCAAAGGCUUACUUUUUGGAAUUUAUUCAGAUGCCGGAAAUGAAACUUGUGGUGGUCUCCCGGAUCACUUGUAUAUUAUAGACCACAAAGAAAUAGAUGCAAAAAUAUUCGUAGAAUGGGGUGUUGAUUAUUUAAAGUAUGAUAAUUGCUUCAGUCAAGGAAGACCUGAACAAGAACGUUAUCAAAAAAUGGGAAAAGCACUUAAGGAUGCAACUAAAGGCACUAAUAAGACUAUUUUUUAUUCCAUCUGUGAAUGGGAACAAAGUGAUCCUUGGUUAUGGGAACCUGAUAUUGGAAAUAG